Populus nigra (black poplar) is the source of this 1308-nucleotide messenger RNA. RefSeq names its product ubiquitin-conjugating enzyme E2 22-like. The record is from RefSeq and is a predicted model, not a curated record. Lineage: Eukaryota; Viridiplantae; Streptophyta; Magnoliopsida; Malpighiales; Salicaceae. Bases 270 to 1064 code for a protein of 264 amino acids. The transcript has 7 exons.
AUUUUCAAAACAAAUUGUUUUUAUUUUUGUAUUUCUUUUCACCAAUCAAUCAUUGGUUCCAAGGAGAGAUCUUUCUCUCACUGUACUUAAACAUAAAGUACUCCAGCCUCUCUCUUUCUCUCUUGAAGAAGAAGGAGAAGGAGAAGGAGAAGAUAAGGUCAUAUCCGAUUCGUUACUGUCAGCAGCAACUUUGGAUAAGAUUGUCAUUUUUGAAAUUUUGAUUUCAUACAAGCAAGAGCCACAAGCAUCCUUGCAAGCAUCCCUUUUAAAUGGCCAUGGCAACCAAUGAAAAUCUUCCACCCAAUGUAAUCAAACAACUUGCAAAGGAACUGAAGAAUCUUGAUGAAUCACCACCUGAAGGAAUUCAAGUAGGAGUAAAUGAUGAUGAUUUUUCGAUCAUAUAUGCUGAUAUUGAAGGCCCAGCUGGGACUCCAUAUGAAAAUGGCGUUUUCCGCAUGAAGCUGUUACUAUCUCAUGAUUUUCCACACUCUCCUCCUAAAGGUUACUUCCUGACUAGGAUUUUCCAUCCCAAUAUUGCUUCGAAUGGUGAGAUUUGUGUUAAUACGCUUAAGAAGGACUGGAAUCCAAGUCUUGGGUUACGCCAUGUUCUCACUGUCGUGAGGUGUUUAUUAAUUGAACCAUUUCCAGAGUCAGCUUUGAAUGAACAGGCUGGCAAGAUGCUCCUCGAAAAUUAUGAAGAGUAUGCCAGACAUGCCAGGAUAUAUACUGGUAUCCAUGCGAAGCCGAAACCUAAGUUCAAGACUGGAGCCAUUUCAGAAUCAACUACGGCUCUGAAUGUUGACCAAAGCAUUGGUGACCAAAAGAGUGUAGCUGUUGGUGCUGUCGUACCGUUGCAAUCCCCACUGGCCCCUUGUACAACAGCGAGCAAAGGAGGAAAUAGUCAGGAUCAGCCAGCUGCUGUAGGUCCAACGCACGAGACAGGAAUGAGUGGAUCUGUGGCUGCACCAACACCCAGUACCCUGAAAAAAGAUGUUGGACUUACAAAAGUUCAGGCAGGCAAGAAGAAAAUGGAUGCAAGAAAAAAGAGCUUAAAGAGAUUAUGAUGUCAAACUGCCAUGAUGGAUAUGUGUCCAGCUUCUGUUGUUUAUUGAUGAACGGGCCCAAUGGGAGUAUAUGAUGGUGUGAGAAAUAUUUUCUUUGAGGGGACAAGUGAUGGAUUUUAAUCAACUUGAUCUCUUUGUUUGACUUGCAUUAUGAUCUCUUUCUUUGUGAUUGAACACUUCAAUGCAUCCCUUGAAGAAUCCGGGUGUGCUCAGAAAUUGCCAAGACCUCUAUUUGAUUUUUCCU